Molecule: messenger RNA, 530 nt
Organism: Trematosphaeria pertusa
Lineage: Eukaryota; Fungi; Ascomycota; Dothideomycetes; Pleosporales; Trematosphaeriaceae
Exons: 1
Coding region: 144-443 (99 amino acids)
Source: RefSeq, a predicted model, not a curated record
CUUGAUUCUCAGUAACGUUUUUCCCAGUUCUGUGUUUUCGGCCUUUUCGUGGUGCUGUUGCACCCUUGUUGACUCGAGGAGCACUCUUCGGUGUCUUCUAAGGUCGAAUUGCACGCCCUUCCCCGUUGAAGUGCUUAUCCAGCAUGUCUGCCGCCGAGGCUCGCAGCUCUGGUUCGACGAUCGCCAUGGCUUCGAUGUGGUGGAACCCAGUCGCAUUCGCGGCCUCCCGUGCUGCCCUGAUGCGCAAUGCAUUCGUGUGGAACGGCUUCUCCCGGAAUCCAUUGGCAUUUAAUACGUGCGCUAUUGUCAUAAAAAGGGACCAAACGUCUACUUUCGAUGUCUGUCGCUUCCCUUCGAAGACCUCGGGUGCCAUAUAUAUUAGAGACCCAACCAAUAAUUGGGCGUCGACAAUGCGAUUGCAAAGGCCAAAGUCCGUAAGUUGAAAGCUAUAACCACCAGUGGAGAGAGAUUGGUAGAGGAACUGCUCCGGCGGCUGGGAAGCGCUCUAGGCUACGGGACAGUCGGUUUCG